AUGUCAAGUCCGUUCCAGUUUCUAAGUCAUUCAGAUCCAGGAAGGCUUGCUACAGAGCCCCAUGAGGCUAAGCCAUCAGAAGUCAGGAAUCCAUCAGCUCAUUCAUCUCAGAAAAAUUCCCCAGAGGCCAUUGAAAUGGGCCCCCCCAGAAACCCAAACACCUACAACAAAAAGGCAACUAACCAAGUGUGUUCUGCUAGCUUGUUGGUGAAAUACAAGAAUCUUUCAGCUGAGCUAAGAAAUCUUCAAAACAAACUCUUCCUAAAGGAGACUUCGUUGCAAGAGAUGAAGAGUGAGCUGAAAAGUUACAGAGAAAAUAAUGUGCAGCAGUCAUUCCAGAUACUGUCCCUGCAGGAUGACAUCAAGGACCUGCAGGAACUUAUUGCUUCUCUAACCAGAAUUAAAUCUCUGAAAAACACCAAUAUCCAGAGUCUAGAAAGAGGCAACUGGGAUCUGACUAAGCGAAUUAUAGGACUAGAAAACUGCCUCAGAAUCCAUCUGGUGGAAAGAGAAACGGCAGAGCAAAAAGCUCAUCUCUUGGAGAAAAGGUUAUCCGAGGCCAGCAGAUUCACCCCUUUUACAAAUGUGAAAGUGCAAGAGGAUUCCUUGGGUACUUUCACAGGGAAGGAUAAAGGUGAAGUUAAUCUGGCUAAGAACUUUGAGAGAAACAACAUUUUCCAUGCUGAAGGACCAAAAGAUGGGCAGAAAAUUUGGGAGAAAUGUCAACAAGACUUGAUCCAUAAAGAAAAGCAAAUACCUGAAUUAGACAGACCUCCACACUCGUGCGAUGGGGAGACUAAAACCGAGCAGUCCCAAUAUCACAGUCUGCUGGGACAGCUGGCGACUCUGCUGAGUGACAGUGUCGGCCCUAUCCCAGCCACAGAGGACGCAGUGAAGGAGAGGAUUCAGGAGAUGGGCGCCAGUGAGCAGUCUUGGAAGUCUAAAACAAAAAGCCUUCAGCAGGAAAUUCAGCUGCUCACUCAGCGCCUGGAGGAGCUGUAUGGUCUGAAUGAGGAAGCUGUUCAGGGGUCAACCCCAAAUGAAGAGAAUUCUUGGGAACAGAAGAGACCCUUCAAAUGCCUGGAAGGAAAAAUUGCUAUCAAUGACUUUUUUCAGAGGAAAUCAGACUUGGACUGGAAGAAAGAAAACCCAGUGGGUAAGAAUUCCCAGAGAAAUGAGCAUGACAUGAAGUUCAAACAGCUAGGCAAAGACAACAUGCAACAAAUGUUGUUGACUCUUCGGCAGAAUCUGCAGAUUGCUACAACACAGAGAAUGGAGGAGAAAAUUCAAAAACUUCAGAAACAGCUCAGUGAUUUGAAACUGUCAAAUAAAAAUAUGAAAACUCAACUGACAAGAGUAAAUAUCCUUAAAGACAAAACAAUUGAGAGGCUCCGGCAAUCUCUAACAAAAGUCGAAACUGGGAAAGAGAAGGUAAUUAGGAAAACAGAAAACUCAAAAACUGCAUUUGACUCUGGAGAGCAAGAAGCAGACAAAGAGAAAGCCCGUUGUCACGUGGACAAUGUCACCCCGGAGCCCUCCACGGCGAAGAGCACGCUGGAGCCUGCAUUAGGGCGAGAGCGAGAGCUUGUUGACUUCCGCGAGACGAUUAUGAAGAUGUUGGGAUUUAACAUGAAGACAGCCAAUAAGGAAAUCAUCAAUCAGCUGAAGCUUAUCAUCCAGGUUUACGAGAUCUCUAACAAGACCAAGAUUGCCCCUGGGUAUGAGAAGGGUCAGGAAAAUGACUGAGGAUGUCCUGCGUGUCCCUAACUGCCAAGAACGCAGAAAAUACACACUUUCUCUCCUGUCCCUUGCAGACGGCUUACACUAGGAAUAAAAUGCCUCGGGAAAUUUUCACUUGAA
Molecule: messenger RNA, 1860 nt
Organism: Ochotona princeps (American pika)
Lineage: Eukaryota; Metazoa; Chordata; Mammalia; Lagomorpha; Ochotonidae
Product: coiled-coil domain-containing protein 170-like
Exons: 9
Coding region: 1-1746 (581 amino acids)
Source: RefSeq, a predicted model, not a curated record